GCUCACGAAUGCCAUGGGUCGGAGCUACGUCCGAAAGACAGAUAGACGGCAGAACAGCCCGGAAGAUGUUUUGGAGAGGGCGGCAACCCUAGUCGUUCAAAAAGGGCUGUCAAUUAGAGGUGUCGCGAAAAAUUUUGGCGUUAACUAUCAGACCCUGAACCGUUUCGUCCGCAUGAAAAAAGAGGGACGUUUAGGACAGCGCAUGGGGUACCAGAACUGCGGAACAAGGGUGUUCACAGAUGAGCAAGAAUCCAUCCUUGAAGGGUAUCUGAAGGAGGCUGCCGAAAUAUUUUUCGGACUGACACCAAAGGAUGUGCGCGUCCUGGCCUAUGACUGUGCCAAAAAAUAUGGGAUCACUGUGCCUCAAUCAUGGGAGGACAACAAGAUGGCGGGUGUGGAGUGGUUUCGGUCAUUUCGUAAGCGCCGAAACCUGGCCGUGAGAACCCCUGAAGCUACUAGCAUGGGAAGAGCAAGCGGCUUCAACAGGCACAACGUAAACGAGUUUUUUGCAAAGCUCACGGAAGUUGUGGACCGCUACCAGUUCAGCAAAGAGGACAUUUGGAAUGUGGACGAAACGGGAGUCACCACGGUGCAAAAGCCACCACAGGUUGUCACCGCUAGAGGUUCGAGGCAGGUGGGGUCUCUGACCUCUGCGGAGCGCGGUGAGCUGGUGACCGUUUGUGCAGCGGUGAGUGCCUGCGGAAAUACAGUACCGCCCAUGCUAAUAUUUCCGCGGGUACGAUACCAGCCUCACUUCGUGAGAGACGGUCCUCCAGGAUGCAUCGGCUCCGCGUACCCAUCUGGCUGGAUGACGAAGGAAAACUUCAAAAUCUUCCUCGUCCACUUCGUGAAGCACACGCGAUGCUCAAAAGAGAGGCCGGUGCUUCUUCUUCUCGACAACCAUGAAAGUCACCUUGGCGUAGAGGCUGUGACCUACGCUAAGGAAAACGGCGUGGUCUUGCUGUCAUUCCCGCCCCACUGCUCGCACAAACUGCAGCCUCUCGACAGAUCAGUGUACGGUCCACUGAAACGAUACCUUGGAUGCGCACAGGCGAACUGGCUUCGCAACAACAGAGGGCGCACAAUGACUAUCCACGACAUCCCCGGCGUACUCCGCGACGCCUGGGCAAGUGCCAGCACACAGGCCAACAUCACGAGCGGGUUCCGCGUGUCGGGCAUAGUUCCGCUUAACCCUGAAGUCUUCUGUGAAGCAGACUUCUGCCCGUCACAAGUAACAGAUCGUCCAAGAGACGCUGGAGAGGACGGUGCAAGAGCAACUGGCACUCCUCAGCACGUGUCGGACCCGAGCAGCGCUCCUCAGCGCGCGCCGGACCCGAGCAGCGCUCCUCAGUGCGCGCCCGGCCCGAGCAGCGCUCCUCAGUGCGCGCCUGGCCCGAGCAGCGCUCCUCAGCGCGCGCCGGACCCGAGCAGCGCUCCUCAGUGCGCGCCUGGCCCGAGCAGCGCUCCUCAGUGCGCGCCUGGCCCGAGCAGCGCUCCUCAGUGCGCGCCGGGCCCGAGCAGCGCUCCUCAGCGCGCGCCGGACCCGAGCAGCGCUCCUCAGUGCGCGCCUGGCCCGAGCAGCGCUCCUCAGUGCGCGCCGGGCCCGAGCAGCGCUCCUCAGCGCGCGCCGGACCCGAGCAGCGCUCCUCAGUGCGCGCCCGGCCGGAGCAGCGCUCCUCAGCGCGCGCCGGACCCGAGCAGCGCUCCUCAGUGCGCGCCGGGCCCGAGCAGCGCUCCUCAGCGCGCGCCGGACCCGAGCAGCGCUCCUCAGUGCGCGCCCGGCCGGAGCAGCGCUCCUCAGCGCGCGCCGGACCCGAGCAGCGCUCCUCAGUGCGCGCCUGGCCCGAGCAGCGCUCCUCAGUGCGCGCCUGGCCCGAGCAGCGCUCCUCAGUGCGCGCCGGGCCCGAGCAGCGCUCCUCAGCGCGCGCCGGACCCGAGCAGCGCUCCUCAGUGCGCGCCGGGCCCGAGCAGCGCUCCUCAGUGCGCGCCCGGCCCGAGCAGCGCUCCUCAGUGCGCGCCGGGCCCGAGCAGCGCUCCUCAGUGCGCGCCGGACCCGAGCAGCGCUCUCCUGGAAGUGACUGACUGUGAGGACGCUUCGCACCACUUGACUGCCAGUAGUGCAGACGAAACGUUUUCUCCGAAGGCAGUUCGACCCAUCCUUAGUGGUCAUCUUCCUGCGAGGAAAUCGCAGCGAGGGAGAAAGAAGAGGAGUUCGAUGGUGUUGACGGACUCGCCAGUAAAGCGAAUGCUCGAAGAAGAACAAGCAAAGAAGAAGCCCAAGACCGGGAAGGCAAAUUCGAAGGAAUCAGGAGCCAAGAAGAGGACGGUAAAAGCCCAAGGAAAGAAGACUAAGAAGCGAGUGAAUAAGUCAGCGUCGAGGUGCGAGGCGUAUGAUUCCGAUGCAGAGGAGACGUUCUGCCUCGUGUGCGUUGAGCCGUAUUCCAAUAGCAGACCAGGAGAACAGUGGAUACGGUGUUCGGCAUGUGAACGCUGGGCACAUGAAGCUUGCAUCAAUUCCGAUGGUGCCGGUCUCUUUGUGUGCCAGAACUGUGAUUCUGACGACUCGGAUUUCGCGUACUAGUUUGACACAUGAGUUGACUGCAGAGUUCGCAGUGUUGGCUUAAUGUUCAGAGUUCGCAGUGUUGGCUUAAUGUUAGCAGACUACUCUGCCUUGUUCCUUUCACAAAAUGGUUUGUCAUCGAGAGAAUGAUGCGAAAUACACGGUCUCAUGGCAA
Molecule: messenger RNA, 2735 nt
Organism: Amphibalanus amphitrite
Lineage: Eukaryota; Metazoa; Arthropoda; Thecostraca; Balanomorpha; Balanidae
Exons: 1
Coding region: 14-2581 (855 amino acids)
Cellular component (GO): nucleus
Molecular function (GO): DNA binding
Source: RefSeq, a predicted model, not a curated record